CGAAGCGAGGAGAGUAUGGAUGAGCGAUCGUAGCAUAAAAUGGAGAGACAUUGGCAAUGAAGAGAGAAGAAGGAUCCUUGACAAUAUCAAUGCGCAACUAAGCGUCAAGGGAUGCCCUGAAGUGGAUCUUUAUGUGGUUAAGUGGCGGAUCAGCCUUGCGCUGAGUAAUCUCAAGACAGAGGAAAAGAGAAAGGCUAAAGCUUCGGGAGAGGGUGGCUCGUCUAGUAGUACUCCAGCAACACGUGUGUCUCAGGCUGCCACACGACUACCUUACGAUCCUGUUCGAGAUGUUCCAUGACGAAACUAGGAAAUGUAAAUCCAAGUUAGUCUUUUGGAUAUGUUGCACGUCUAUGCAGACGUUCUAACUUUACAUGUUGUAGACGGUGAGGGCUGUUAUGCACGACAUGUUCCAUUGAAGCGGGGAGUCUUUGCUCGGGAACUAAUGGGUAUUUCUAAACGAGUUACAACGCAGUGUCUGGUCGGUAUUCUAGUUAGUCAGUCGUAAUAGUCGAGCUUUGUUUCGAUGUUAAUAUGUGUAUUUCUUGACAAAAGGUCAAUUUGAACUCCCAUAGCCACUAGUGAGCGGGGUAUUGAAUAGAGCUAUUAUGAGAGACACUAAGACAAA
Messenger RNA from Exserohilum turcica Et28A, 625 nucleotides. RefSeq lists its product as uncharacterized. The transcript has 2 exons. The coding region runs from base 20 to 298 and encodes 92 amino acids. The record is from RefSeq and is a predicted model, not a curated record. Lineage: Eukaryota; Fungi; Ascomycota; Dothideomycetes; Pleosporales; Pleosporaceae.